AUGAUGUGCUGGAGUGUGUUUUUGGUGUGCGUGUUCAUCACGCUGAUGCAAGGUCAGUUCCCACCAGAGUGCAUGACACCUGCAGGACUACGCAGUGGUACCUGCUGUCCAUCACCCACUGGGCUGUCCAAUGACAAAUGUGGAUCUAGAACAGGGCGGGGGUGUGUGCCAGUCAUCGCUGACUUCCGCUGACAUGGGUCUCAGUACCCUCAUUACAGACGGGAUGAUCGGGAAAGAUGGCCACUGAGGUUCUUUAACAGGACCUGCCGUUGUAACAGACAUUUCAGUGGCUACAACUGUGGACAGUGCAGACAUGGGUGAACUGGCCCAGACUGUGAACAGAGUAUCUCUGUAGUGUGUCGUAACAUCAUACAGAUGUCACCCAAGGAGAAGCAGGCAUUCAUAAAUGCUCUGGACCGAGCUAAAAGGACCACCCACCCUGAUCUGAUGAUCUGCACACAGCGCUAUGAGGAGAUCUUUGGUCUGGAUGGAAAUACCAUGCAGUGCGAGAGCACUACCAUCUAUAACUUCUUUGUCUGGACCAAUUAUUAUUCGGUGGGGAAGACUUACAUGGGUCCUGGACAGGAUAGCUGGGGUGUGGACUUCUCUCAUGAAGGCCCCGGAUUCGUCACGUGGGACCGUUACCAACUGAUGCAGUUGGAGAGAGACAUGCAGGACAUGCUUGGGGAUCCGACGUUCGCCCUGCCAUACUGGAACUUUGCGAUCGGUGGUAGCGAGUGUGAUAUCUGCACAGAUGAGCUGCUGGGAGCCAGGAGCAACUUUGAUAUGAAUGGCAUCAGCUCCAAUUUUGUGUUCUCUCAGUGGUGGAUAAUCUGUGAGAGUGUGGAGGAGUACGAAACACUGGGGACCAUCUGCAACAGUACAGAAAGCCAUCCAAUCAGGCAGAAUCCUGCUGGUAACAUGGCUCAGCCAAUGAUCCAUAAACUUCCGAAACCUCAAGAUGUCAUUGACUGUCUGGAAAUGAGCCACUUUGACACACCUCCAUUCUACUCAACCUCCUCCCAAAGCUUUAGAAACUCAGUUGAAGGUUAUAGUGUGCCCCAAGGGAAGUAUGACCCAGCAGUGUGGAGUCUACACAACCUAGCUAACUUGUUCCUGAAUGGCACCGGAAGCCAGAUCCACCUGUCCCCAAAUGACCCCAUCUUCGUCCUGCUCCACACCUUCACCAAUGCCAUCUUCGACGAGUGGAUCCGGAUACACAGGCCAGAUGCAGUGGCCUACCCUAAAGAGAGCACCCCCAUUGGUCACAACUUGCACUUCAACAUGGUGCCUUUCUGGCCUCCAAUUACAAAUGCUGAAAUGUUCGUCCCUGCACCUGUCAGCCUGGGAUACAGCUAUGAGAUCCAAUGGCCAACUCUGCCAUUCACCCUCUCUGAGGUCUUCACAAUAGUGAUCGUGGUGAUGGUGCUGGCUGGAGUCAGCACAUGCCUCAUGCGAGUGUACGGCCCGGAGGAGGGACUGGAUCUCUUGCUCAGGGAAUAAACCGGCUGUUACUCAGAAGAUGAACAGAGAAGGGAGAAGCUUCAGUCUGUAGUCUGA
Messenger RNA from Electrophorus electricus (electric eel), 1560 nucleotides. RefSeq names its product tyrosinase-related protein 1b (gene tyrp1b). The record is from RefSeq and is a predicted model, not a curated record. Gene Ontology annotation, biological process: melanosome organization; melanocyte differentiation. NCBI's taxonomy places the organism in Eukaryota, Metazoa, Chordata, Actinopteri, Gymnotiformes, Gymnotidae. Gene Ontology annotation, molecular function: oxidoreductase activity. Gene Ontology annotation, cellular component: melanosome.